AUGCAUUUUGACAAAACAAUGCAGGGAGCACUUGACACACUAAAACUAGCUAAAACCUUCAAGAGAAGAGGUACAGAUCUCUUGCCAUCUACGUAUACAGACUUCUGGGCAGAGAAGAAUUCUUUACUGGAGAAUUUGGGUCUCUCAUGGAGGCAGAGAAUUGGUUGCAUAUUUAUAUCUGUAAUACUUUCAUUCUUCUUCUUCUUUAGGUCAUUAAUGAGUAUUAUCUCUUUCCCUAUAACACCAGAAUCCUUUGGAUGGAAUUUUGCCAUGUUUUCUGUUUUUAUUCUUUCUUCUCUCUGCUUCUUCAGUGGGUUCAAGACUUUCUUUAAGAAUAUUUUAUCAUCUGAUAUGGUUAUAUACAGUGGGUUAUACGUAAUUAGUACUAUUCUUACUGUGGUAUGCAAGAGAUGGUCUUAUAUUAUUAGGUUGCCUAUUAGUAUAUCUAUAAUUAUUACAUUCUUAUUAUUUGUAUACACUUACAGCACGAAGAAGUUCAAGAGCGGUAUACGUGGGAUAGGGAGUAGUCUGUCUAUAUUCUAAUAAAUUCAAGA
This is a messenger RNA of Nematocida parisii ERTm1, 554 nucleotides long. RefSeq lists its product as uncharacterized. The record is from RefSeq and is a predicted model, not a curated record. The transcript has a single exon. Lineage: Eukaryota; Fungi; Microsporidia. Gene Ontology annotation, biological process: vesicle-mediated transport. Bases 1 to 543 code for a protein of 180 amino acids.